Messenger RNA from Cutaneotrichosporon oleaginosum, 393 nucleotides. RefSeq lists its product as uncharacterized. The record is from RefSeq and is a predicted model, not a curated record. Lineage: Eukaryota; Fungi; Basidiomycota; Tremellomycetes; Trichosporonales; Trichosporonaceae.
CUCACACUUGCAGUAGUCGCUCCGACCACCUUCCCGAAUCCCCGGGUCCUCGGGCCACUCAAUUGCACGGGAUGCAUAUCUGCUGCUCCUCCCAAUUCACCACCCAUUUGUCGAUCCCUCUCUCCAAUCUACCCAAGGUGUGGCGGCGGCCACAGAACACUUUCAACACGUCAUGCCCCCCCCUCAUCAUCCCGCCCAAGCCGUGUCUCAGCUUUUUGUUCGUUCUUUUACUGCUUGCUACUAGUUGCCUAGUCUAUCCCUCCCCUUGUCCCACGUCCCAUAUCCCAUGUCUCACUUCGGUACACCGACGCGUACAGUACGGCACAUAAGCGGCUCGCGUUCACAAAAAUGAGGUAAUGAAGGGGAGUGCGAAGGGGGUUAGUGCCAAGUCAG